This is a messenger RNA of Podarcis lilfordi (Lilford's wall lizard), 8075 nucleotides long. Lineage: Eukaryota; Metazoa; Chordata; Lepidosauria; Squamata; Lacertidae. The record is from the annotation of a GenBank genome assembly.
CCGGAAGGAGAAAGUGGCCUCCGCCGGAAGCGGAAGCGAGGCGUUCUCCCUCUCUUCCCCCGGCUCUUCUCGCCCCACGCCUUCCGGGUUCCGAGGCCUGACGAAUCAUCCGCUCGGGAGUCUGCCGCUUGCGUGGUCGAGGUCCCCGGAAGGAAGCGGGGGGGGGGGGAGGGAAGGAAUAAAUAAGCGGUUUCCUUAGGAGGGAAAGCUCGGGACACGGGUGGUGAAGGAACGUGUGAAUGGGUGCUCGGCUGUGACUCGUGGGCUGGCAAGGCUCGCUAACUAGGUGAGGGGGAUGCUUGCUCUAUUCUAUUCCUGUCCAGGUCUCGCGGGGCGGGGGGGGGGGACAUUCGUGGCUCCCUCCCUCCCUCCGCUCAUCCUAUUUUGUCCUCACAACAACCCCGUGAAGUAGGCCAGCUUCGGACACGAUGCCUGGCCCAGUAUGAGCUUCGUGCUGCCUGAGCGGGAAUUUGAACCCGGGCCUGUUGAAUGACGCCUGGGCUGGGCGGCGCGCCGUGCCCGCCUUGCAAGCGCCCCUUAGCAAAGCUGGGGAAGCAGCGUCGACUUGGAAGAAAAUCGCAGCAGCUUCGCCCUGCACGACCUCAGGAUCAGAUCCUUCUUUGGGCUAGUUAGUUGAUCUGUAAUAAUCAUUAAUCUGAAAUAAUCAUGGCCCAUUUCUUUUGUUGUUGCAAAUCAUGGGUGAAAAAUCUCUACAGCUGUUAAGAAACUUGGGUGCUGUUUUCGGCAUGGGUUGGGGAACUGGCGGGGCCUCCAAAACUUCUUAAUAUUCAUAAGAACAUAAGGGGAUCCUGUUCACAUAGUGAGUGACCAACCCAAUGGGCCUUGGGAAGCCCGAAAGCAGUAUAUAGCCGUAAAAGCACUUGUCUCACUUGUGAAUCCUAGCAGCUGCUAUUCAUAUACACUAUAUAUUCAUCAUGACUGGUAGGCAUUAUUUGUAUUUUGAUGCUUCAUAAAUUUGUCCAGUUCCUCUUUAUCCAAGUUGAUGGCCAUAGUGUCUCUCGAGGCAGUAAAUUUCCUGGUUUAAUUAUGUGCUGUGUAUAAAACUAUUCUGUCCUGAAUAGUCUUAUUAUUCAGCUUGAGCAGCGGUCAAGGAUAAUGGGAGCUGUUCUUUCUGCAUUUCUGAUUUAUGGGUAUGAUUCUAGAAUUGGGUAAAUGAUUUGCACCAAGUUGUCUGGAAUACUCAGGAGCAUUUCAGAGGACAGAAGUGCUCCCAAAGCAUGUGAGGAGAAUGGUCAACCCCAGUGGUCCCUUGCUAAAAAAAAGUCAUGCAGUGGAUUCAAAGAACCAGCUUCAUAACCCUUGCUCUUAUUUGCAUUUUGUUAUCAAAUGCACAAUUUAUUCUAAAUAUAUAGCCACCCUUCUCUCCACCCCCUACCUCCAAACUGCUAGCUGUUGCGUUUGACACAAGUAGGUUCCUGGGAGCUUGAGAAUUUACAUUGGUAUAAGGAGUUCCUAGGGAAGAGAAAUAUGUCUUUAUUUGGAAUCUGCUGGAUUGAUUGCUUCUGUCAACAGGUGUCUUUUGUACAGGUACUGUAACAAGCUGGGAUUACAGGCAAGACCUCUCCCUUACAGCAGGUUCUUCUAAUAUCAGUUCAUUAUAUACAGUGAAGAUACCAGGCAGCCUGACAUCUGACUGGUCGAUAGGGGAUCAAAUACUUAUUUCACUCUCUGACUUUUGUCUUCUGGGGGGGGGGGUUUCCUGUUGUUAUUCUGUCUCCCACAGCUACACUAAACAUACUAUUAAAAUUAUGAACUGGUCAUUUCUUCGUCAGAGGGCAAACGGGCAAAUUAAGCAGGGGAUCAAAUACUUUCCCCCCUCACUGUAAAUGCAUGGAUUUUAUGUGGGUGAAAUGUAGCCUCUUGUACAAAAUUGACAGUCACAUUCAUUGCUUUGCUCAUCUCUGCCUCUGACCUGGUCCAUGACUGGGAUGAGGCCCACAGAAGGUUCUGCAUAAGGGAAAAAAGCCUCCCUGCAUUCACUCUUAACUGCAUCAGCAGUUACCAUGUCUGUGAUAAGGCUCUGUUAUAAACAGCCAUUGAGGAGGUUUUCAGAGUUUUGAGAAGGUAUAUACUUGUUGUUUAUUGCUUAUACUGUGUUUUAUUUAUUGUCUGCUUUUAAGGUUAAAGGAUGUCCCGUGUCCCCUUGGGGAAAGUCCUCCUGCGAAAUGUCAUCCGUCACACUGAUGCACAUAACAAGGUAUUGAGAAGUGUGUUUUGUAGCCCAAAACAUCUCUUGGGAUGUAGGAUAUAGCCUAGCUCCAUCUUUGAGGGUAGAGGAAGUGCUGGUGUCAGAUUCCCCUUCCAUUUCACUGCAGCAGCUUCUGUGGCCCUGGUCCAACUGAUGUUAGAGCUCCAACUCUCAGUAGGAUCCAUGGCCUUCAGAAAGGAUAUGUAGGCUUCGCAGUCCCUGAAGUGCCACUAAAAACAGCAAUUAAACUAUGCUAGCCCUAGAAACUGUGCUAGUCCUGUGAGACCUGUGGGUACAGGGCAGUAUAGAAAUUUAAAUAACAACAGCAGACACAGCUUUAUCUCAUUUUUCCCUCCGGGUAUUUCUGGGGGGGGGGGAGGGGACAGAAAAAGCUGGCAUUGGGGUACAAGACUGCUCCUCUGACCUGACAAUAAGAGCCUUGUGGGGUGUGUGUGCAUUGCUGGUAGUUCCUCCUUCUACCAAUGGGGUCAUUCCUGUAGAAAUGCAGCAAUUUGGUGGGUACUUUCUUAAACUGAUAUAUUUCUUUAUGUACCUCAGAUUCAAGAAGAGUCGGAAAUGUGGAAAAUUCGGGAAAUGGAAAAGCAGAACAAAGACAUUCAGUGGGGCAAGGAAAAGAGACUGCUUCCUGAUUGUUCCAGGUGGGACUUGCAUGUGUCAACAAGUGACGUUUCUGCUUUGCAGUGUUGCCAGUGCUGCAUCUGUUGCAGCAAUCCUUCACCACCACCAACUACUUUGUGACUCCUUACCCUGAUCAGAAGUCUGUGCUUGUUUCAGUCAAGGUUUGGGAGUCAGGAGAAGCUUAUCUGCACCCUCCCCUUCCUGUCCCCCACCAACUGAUGCUAUGGCAGGAAGGGAAAGGUCCGGCAGCCUGACCUUAGCAGAACCAUAGAGAAGGGAGGGACGGGGCUUCUCUUUAUAAGCAGGAAUGGGAUAUUUCUGCCCCCUUUCAGAUUGUUGUUGGAUUACCGUUUCUAUUGUCCCUGUCCAUUGGCCUGGCUGCCUGGGACUGGUGGGAGAUGGACUCUUAACAACAUCUGGAGAGCUACAGGUUCCCCAUCUGUGCUUGAAGGAGUUAGUGCCAAGGAAGGACAGCAGGGAAGUUCUAUCUUAGCAUAAAUUGGCCAGUUUUAGAAUCAGAGUAUUGUAGAGUUGGAAGGGACUCUGAGGAUCAUCUAAUUCAACCCCCUGGAAUGAAGAGCAGCUGUCCCAUACAGGGAUCGAACCUGCAACCUUGGCGUUAUCAGACCACACUCUAACCAACUGAGCUAUCUUGCCAAGGAAUAUCGUUUAUGAACUUCAUAUUAGGGAGAAAGUGUACCAUCUUUCUGUCAAAAAUUCUACUCAUAUUGAUCCAGAGCAGAUUCUAAUGUAUAGUUAGCAGAGUAAAAACUUAAAACAUGUUGCAGGAUUCCCCCCAAAAUAGACCAGAAGCAAUUACCGUAUUUUUUGCUCUAUAAGACACACUUUUCCCCUCCUAAAAAGUAAGGGGAAAUGUGUGUGCGUCUUAUGGAGUCAAUGCAGGCUGUGUUGCUUUCGCUGAAGCCAGGAGAGCAAGAGGGAUUGGUGCGCACUGAUCCCUCUUGCUCUCCUCACUUCGCUGGAGAGGUGCUGCGCAGCUUUCCCUCUGUGCGCAGUGCCCCUUCAGUGAAGCGGGAGGAGAAAUUGAAGGGGCUCUGCUUCUCCUGCCGCUUCGCUGAAGGGGCACUGCACAGAGAGGGAGAGCUGCGCAGCGCCCCUUCAGCAAAGCGGGAGGAGAAACGGAGCCCCUUCCGUUUCUCCUCCUGUUUUGCUGGAGAGGGGCUGAGCAGAGAGGGAGAUAAUAUUUUUUUUCUUGUUCUCCUCUAAAACUAGGUGUGUCUUAUGGAGCGAAAAAUACGGUAAUAUUUCAUCCAGCAGAGCUUUACUGCUACUGAAGGCAAAUGAGCAUAAUGGUCAAAAAUCCAAUACAUUCAGGAUUGGCACCGUCCAUAAGAAAUUGAGUUGCAACUUAACUUAAACUUACAAAACAUAAUAAGAUGAAAACCUUAACACUAAGCAUGCUAUAUACAGAACACCACACCAGAAGGAAAGAGAGAUAGAAAGUGAAUCCCAGGUGCCUUCUGGCCUUAUUAUUAUAGUCGGCAUGACCUUUACAUAAAGAGAUAACAGAACCAGUUUAAGCCAGCUUCUCAGCUCUGAAGGAAUAAUCCAAAUAUUAUGAACCUUCUGCUUGUUUCUAGGCAGAAUAGAAAUUUAUUUGCCAGCUAGAACUUCUAGCUUGCACCAGUUUGUAUCACACAGAGAAGCUUCCAGACCCCUCUUGAAUUAAUUAGAAUAGGAAAGAUCUCUACACGUCAGAUCAAUACUUUCUGUACCAAGAAAUGCAAACUGACACUUUCUUUACUACAGCACUGUCUCCAGGAAACUUAGCACUAGUGGGACAUUUCUCUCUAUGCACCCUGACAAACCCAAACCCAGCUAAGUGUUUAUAGGGCAACCAGGCUAAGAAACUGAGGGGCAUACCAUAGAAUGCAUGAUUUGCAUGCAGGUUGUCUCUGGUUCAAUCCCUGGCAUCACCAGGUAGUGCUGGAAAAAAGUCCCCUGCCUGAAACCUUAGAGAACUGCUCCCAGUCAAAGUAGACAAUACUGAAUUAGAUGGACCAAUGGGGUGAACUUGGUAUCCCAUAUUGUUUGGGGAGCUCCUUCUGAAUGACCUUCUUUUUAGUCUCUUUUCAUGGCUUGCCUUUUUACCUUUCGAAAUGUACAAAGCCUGCUGUCUUUUGUCUGCAGCAGCCGGAUGCGUAGUGAUGGGUUUGAUGAAGAGACCCAGCAGGCCAAUUGGAAGGCGAGGAACUUGGCUCCUGUGUCAGUAGAGAUGGAAGAGGACCUCCGGCAUGCCCGCUACUGGAACAAGAAGCUCUACGAAUGUGAAGCAAACAUGCCAGACAGGUCUGAAUGUUUACCGAUGUCGUUGAUAAGAAGUCCAUUCGUGCAUGUGGUGCUUUCCCAAGAAAAAAAUGAGUUCAGGUGACAGACCUCUGCCCCCAAGGUAUUUUGCUUUCUAGAUUUUGUUUGGCAGGGGUGAGGCAAGGUUAUGAGAGAGGACAUAUUUUAGGCCUUCCGCCAAUUGGGGGAAUCCUAAAGUUGGAGGAAUAUCUUACAGUGACAAUUUCUCUUCUCUUUUGAAUCUGCAAAGCACAUUUGUAGAUUGAGGUACUGCAGCACUAAAGGGUACAGUUCCCUCCAUCCCAUGGCCUGCAGCCAGAAGUGGUGCAGUCCAACAAAGGUUGCAUCAUGUGAUUUUUGCUGCCUGUGUCGCUUUGCUCUGUGGUUGCAUAGCUUGUAUGUUUGUGAACCUCUUAAGACAGCAUGGUGUUCUCUUGCAGGUGGGGCCACAGUGGCUACAAAGAGCUGUAUCCAGAAGAAUUCGAUACAGACAGGUAAAGCCAAUAAGGUUGCUUGUAAAAAGGGUGGGGGUGGGAAAGUAUGUUUGACCUUUUUAGACCUUCACACUAAUCUCUGGCUCAAUGUUGCCUGUACAAACCUCAAAUGCACAUGCUCCUUCCUUUCCUCUAGCACAGGAGUGAGGAUUUCAGAAAUCUAUGCUUCUAAGUCCGUGACCAGAAUGUGGAGGAGUAUCAGAAAGCAUGGUUGAAAUUUAAUGACUAUUUAGUUAAAUACGUUAAGUUAAAUUAAUUGGAAAUAGCUUGCAAGUACUAGAUCGGCCUAGGAUUUUAUAUAAUCCUAGUGAUGAAUUAAUAUGUUUAAUUCUGAAUAGAAAAAAAUAGAAUGAUGUUAAAUGAUUAAGUUUAUAAGAACUAUGAUUUGGAAAACCGUUAAAUGGAUAUGUAGUGAAACCCAACCAAGGGGAAGCGAGGAAGUCACUUACCAAUAUUAAUAAGUGUAAUCUUAAUAAGGUUAUGAUUUAUGUUUGUUUGUUUGUUUAUAAUUUUGUGAAAAUUAAUUAAAAAAAUUGAAGAAGAAAUCUCUGCUUCUAAACUAAGCUGAACUCACAUUACAGCCAAACUUGAGAAAACUCUGGUUAAAGUCUGGUUUGUUCACACAAGCCAGGAUGAAACCGUAGUAUGUGUUUGGAGCUUGUUCUCCCAAGUUUGGAUAUAACAAGGAACUCUGGUUAGUUUAAACCGGUGGUGGUGGGGAACCUGUGUUGUUUGACUCCAAUUUCCAUAAUCCCUGACAAAUCAGCUCUGCAGACUGGGGCUGAUGGGAGCUGGAGUCUUCUUCCCACUUUAAAAGCAGAUGCAGAUUGACUUAUGGCUGUUCUAGAGAAGGAGACAUGGUGUGCGCAUGAGCCUUGUGGACAUGUUUUAUUUUUUGUAUAACUUUUCAUUUUAAAUAAAAUGCAAAAACUAAACUGUGUCCAAACUGAGAUGGUUCCUUAUUUCCAUUACAAAACAAGUAAGGUGUGUAUUUUCAGUGUUAUACCUCUUAUUCCAGGUGAAAUUUAGCUCCUGCAGAAAUCUGUCUUAAACGCAUGGACUUCUGUAUCCCAGACUGUGUUCUAUGCAUGGGUAACCAUACCCCACAGCACACAGCCCUUGUGGAAGGUUGACCAAGGAUGAAAACGCAUCCUUAGAGCGAAAAAGAUUAAGCCACCUCCACUUUAGAACAUUGCUGAUUAUUCUUCAAUAUUAUGCCUUAAACUUUUGUUCUCUUGGCUGUGUUGCAGUGACCGAGAGCAAGAUGAACAAAACUCUGUGAACGGAAAAAGGAAGUCUCAGCCCAGCACGCAGUCUUCCCUCGAGUUGCCCAAAAGGAAAAAAGCCAAAAAGUCGCACAAGAAGAAGCGGAAAAAGAAAUCUCAUAAGAAGCGGAAGAAGAAGAAACAGGAGCAGCCAAGUGCCGCGGCAGAUUCUUCCCAGGAGUCUGACUCCUCGGAGAGAGGCGCCGGCAAGAGAAAGCGGAAGCGUCACAAAAAGGCCAAGAAGAGCUCUGCAAAGGCAGCCCCUUCUUCUUCCUCAGGGAAAGACAGUGACUCCAGCAAGGCCAGCAGCUGCCCCUCCAGCAGUUCUGAGGACAGUGAGCCAGAUAAAAAGCAGGAGAAGCAGCCAAAGAAAAAGAGACGGAAACGCCACGUGUCUCUCUCAGAACGGGGUGCUGAAAGGGUGCAGGAGAAGCGCAGUAAGAGGAAGAACUGGAAAGUGGCUGCUGAUGAGAAUUCAGAGGACAGUUCUGAUGAGGACUAGGGGAAAGGGACCAACACAGGGCAGGGCAGGGCAGGGGCACUGACGUUCUGGGAGAUUGGUCUCCAAGUGCUGCCCCCUUGGAACAAAUGUAGUCUGGGCAACAGCUCUGUGAUCCAGACGCCGCAAACCUCAGUUACUUGCAGGGGGCUUCUUUCAGUUUCAUGUAGGUCAGAAACUGGUCAGGAAAUGAGAAGCUCCCAGCCCAAGGCUCAUUUGUCCAGCCCAGGUUCAAACUUGAGUUUGUGACAAUACAGAAACUUAACUCACAAAAGAGCUACUAUUGGAGUCUGCAUAGAACGGAACUGACCUUGGGUCCCCUUUGCCUUUUUUGAAAACCUAAAAUCUAUUUUUGAUGGCCAAUACCUAACAUUGAAUUGCAAUAAACAAUGAAGGAGAUCAGACGCUCCUCAGGUUGCCAGGCUGUGUUUUGCAUGUACCCAUCUUAUUUGCAGGGUUGAUCAGAUGGUGGCAUACAAGAUGUGCCAUCAGGUCCAAAGGGCCAAGUGGAGACCAGCACAGGGCAUGUGGCCGUCCUAGGUUCAAAUAGGAUCUACUGGGGUUCAGAGACAACUAUCCAAACAACAAGCCACGGUAGAUUUAAAGUAAGCCGCCUCCGCUAGCUGUUUUUUGGUCAAAUGGAGGUUAUAAGCAUCCCACCC